AUGGGUCGAGGUCUACCACCUGGAAGCAUUCCGCCCCCUCCCCCAAGUGGGGGCAACUGGAGUUCCCACCCUCCACCACCUCGUGCCGGUGCCCCUCUUUCGCUCUAUCGUGUCCCUCCGCCGUCCUCGUUUGGUGGUGGGCAAGGUAGACAACCACCACCGAAAAAUUGA
Messenger RNA from Rodentolepis nana, 171 nucleotides. The record is from the annotation of a GenBank genome assembly. NCBI's taxonomy places the organism in Eukaryota, Metazoa, Platyhelminthes, Cestoda, Cyclophyllidea, Hymenolepididae.